Molecule: messenger RNA, 12368 nt
Organism: Colossoma macropomum (tambaqui)
Lineage: Eukaryota; Metazoa; Chordata; Actinopteri; Characiformes; Serrasalmidae
Gene: spegb
Product: striated muscle enriched protein kinase b
Exons: 41
Coding region: 629-11533 (3634 amino acids)
Biological process (GO): protein phosphorylation
Molecular function (GO): protein binding; ATP binding; protein kinase activity
Source: RefSeq, a predicted model, not a curated record
GCAGUCGCUUUCCACCGCUAAGACCUGCAGGAUCUGACCAGGGAGGGUGUAAAGCACAGGCCAAACUUCCAAAAGGCCAUACUGGAAGCUGCUAAUGCAACGUGAUCCUGUGGGACUUGCUCUAAAAAUAUCAGCCGUCAGGAAUACAUGGACUCACUGUGGUUGCUUAAUUGGCCAAAGAUUAAACAUAUUAUUUUCUUCUACGCUAAUUAGACUUGUUCAAGGAUGUGAGAACUAUAUUCCAAAAUUCUUGGUUGCAAACAUUCUGAAGGUAAUCCCUGUAUGUAUUGAUGACCUUCACUUGCCUCAGGGCUUUCUAGAAAGUGUUUCUUAUUUAUAUGGAGUUGGCGAUUUCGUAUGCCGCUUGAAGCUCUUUAAAUAUCUAAGGAGACAUUUUGAAUCUGAGUUGCAGUCAACAAGCUGCUAUCACUGAAGCCUUGGUUGGAGCUGUUUUUGCAUGAUUUCCAGUAAAGCCUGCACUUACUACACCAGAAUAGUUAAUUAUGAAAUGGACAGUUAAAACUGAAAUUGAGUCAGAAAGUGUAAUUUUACUAUAAAGUCAAACUGUUUAUGCAGCUGACCCUGUGCAGAAGUUUGUGCAUAAAGUCCAGCGUCUCUCUACUGAGUCAUGAGGAAGUCUGAGGUGCAGAUGACCCUAAAGAAGGGCGCAGAAGAUGGAUCUGGAGGGGUUGCACCUCCGAGCCCACGGAUACCGUCAAAACGGGCUAAAGUCAAUCCCGAUCAGCUGGUGCCUGACCCGAGUUCUGUUUACCCUACACCAACACCCCCUGUCUUCAUCCGGAAGAUGAGGAACGCCGCCGUAGGUACUGGCUGUGACAUCCGUCUGAAGGUAGCUGUGGCUGGGGACCCACAGCCCUCACUGUACUGGUACCACAACGAUGAGCUCCUCAGCAUGGAUAACCAGGAGUAUGGAGGCCUGUGGAUCCGAGACUGCAAACCCACUGAUGCAGGCCUCUACACCUGUAUUGCUACCAACUACCUAGGAGAGGCUAAGAGCAGCGCGGUCCUCGCAGUCUUGGAUCUGGGAGAAGACUCUGAAACAACAGAAGACGAAGCAGGCGAGCCUCAGAUGGAGACCAAAGAAAGAGGCAGAGGUGGUUCAGAAGAAACCUCACAGCGUGUGCCUGCAGGUGAGCGGAUGAUAGACAUGGCAGCAGACACGAGCGGUCACUGGGCAUCCAGCGAGAACACGGUGGUGGAGAAAGAGGCGCUGUCUCUGGGAUCGAGAGCACCAGGGCCGCAGCCCGCCAGGAGCCAGUCUGAAGAGGUUUUGAGAGAAUCUCCCCCACAUGUCCUUCCACCUCCCUCCCCCAAAAUUGUCCGUUCAUCCACCUCUCCCAUGCUUGGCCGGUCUGGCUCGGGCCCCCCCACACCCCUCACCCCACGCAAGAAAGCCGUCGUGCCAUCUGACUAUCAAGACACAGUACCUGGGGAGUUUGAGGAGAAGAUUAAGCAGCCCAAAUCCUCAGGCAUGUCCCAGAGCAGUGCGCAGGAUUCUCGACCCCAGACACCUGUCAGCGAGUACUCACGGAAAGACUUGACCCUACGUCCCUCACCUAAACUAACACGUGCUAGCUCCAAGAUCUUUGAAAGGGUACGAGUCUUUGAAGAGCGGAGACGGAGCAUCGACAACCCUGAGGGUUCCAUCUCUGGACGCUCUUGGGCCGGUUUUAAUAGAGCCCCUUCCAUAGACUCUGACGAGGGUGGAAGCCGGCUGGGGAUCUCAAGGGAGAGCUCCAAAGAAGAUCUCCAUGAAGCUUUGAAGGUAGAUGCAGCCCAGAGAAGGUCUAUGUUCAGGCAGAGGGCUGCCUCUCUGGAGGAUAAACCUCGGUACUCCCAGAAAGUUCAAGACAUUGAGAACAAAUUCACAGAGGAGCUCCAACGCAUUAAGAAACUUGUGGGAAAGCCACACAUGAAGAAGUCCUUUUCCACUGAGCAGCUUUCCACGUUUCACAGGAGCAGGCAGCCUGUGAGAAAACUGGAGCCCAUUCCACCUCAAGUUCUUCAGAAGCUUCAGGACAGGGAGCGUGCUCAGCAGGAGCAGGAGAGGAGAGAGAGAGAACAAGCCAAAGAGCCUUCCCCACCAAAAUCACCAAAGGUGCAAACGACACAGCAGCCACAGCAACAGGAAUCGACGUUACAAAAACACGUAGUACGAGAGUGGUCGCCAGUGACAACUAAAACAACCAGCCGAGUGGGAGAGCAACCAUCCCCUCCAGAGGCCAUGCCACCGUCUGAGUUACCUGGACAAAGGUCUCCAAGGCUUUUGCAUGGACUUAAUCAGCUUAGAGAGAGUCCUCAAAGAUUUCCAACUACGGAAAUCACUUCCCUAGCUGAGGAGCGCCCACGGUCCCCUUGCAGAACAAGGACAGAGUCUCCAUCCAGAAAUGCCCUGGAAAUGACAUUACGCAAAGUGGAACCACGGCCUGCAAGCCCGCUAGUAAAGAGGGGAGUCCAUGUCCAGGAAGUUACACCAGUCCACACAGAAGACGAGUCUGUGCAGAGAAAAACACCCAUAGAGAUCACACUGCGCAAGCUGGAAAGAAGGCCUGAAAGUCCUCUGGUACAAGGUGAGACAGUAGCAAUCCAGGAGCAUCCCAUCCAGGCACCUCUCAAACCUCUGAGGCUAUCGUUAUCUUCCUCUGAAGAAGAGAAGAUGGAGGUGGACUUGACUCCUCCAGCUCCAGCCCUAAAGCUCACCAUCCCUCAAAUUAUCGUUGAAGAGGAACCCAUGGAGACAGAAGCCUCCACAGCUCCUCAGGGUGAAAAAGCAAGCAAAGGUGCCAAAGAGGAAAAACCACAGAGAAUAAAAGGGAGAGGACGCAGACAAAGACCCAUGUCUCCAGAAUUAGAAUCUUCGGACGACUCCUAUGUGUCUGCAGGAGAGGACCCUCUAGAGGCCCCAGUGUUUGAGUUUCCGCUUCAGGACAUGGUGGCAUCCUCUGGAGCUGAAGUGCUGUUGAAGUGCAUCAUUGCUGGCAACCCUCUCCCUGAAGUGAUAUGGAUGAGGGACAAUGUGGAAAUAAAGAACAGUCCCACACAUGUGGUCAAAGUGGAGGGCGAGAGGCACUCUCUUCUCAUCAAAUGGACAAAGCCAAGCGACGCCGGGACGUACACUGUAACCGCCACUAAUGAAGUGGGCAAGGCGUGCUGCAGUGCCACCCUCUUCAUCAAGUCAGAGCCCAGCCAAGACCCACGGGGGAACCUGGGUGUUCCCAUGGACAUCAGCAGCCCCAUCACGUCUGAUGAGGAGUAUCUCAGCCCUCUGGAAGAAGGAAUGGACUUCGGGGGGACUGUGUACCGUGGCCCUGAACCACGGAAAAUCAUAGACACUCGAUUCAAGGAGCCACCUGCUUUUCAGGCUACUCUUGGAGAUCAGACUGUCAUUGAGGGACAAGAAGUGACUAUCUCUGUCCGAAUGAGUGGGCAGCCCAAACCGAUGCUCUAUUGGCUGAGGGACAGAGUGACCAUAAAAACAGGUCCUCGACAUAUUGUCCGCGAAACAGAAGAUGGUACCUGUGAGAUGAUAAUUAAAUCAGCCGUGAAGUCCGACGCUGGUGUGUACACCUGCAAGAUCAUCAAUGAGUAUGGCACCAAACAGUGUGAGGGCAGACUGGAUGUGAAAGCUGUUCCAGCGGAGCCUGGACUGGCCAUUGUGCGACCGGUCAGAGAUGUGAUGGUGAAGGCAGGAGAGACAGCUGUCUUUGAGUGUCAUGUGAUCGGGCCACAAGAUAUGGAUGUGGACUGGCUGUCAGACGGGAAGCUCAUUCAGCCAGCUCUGCUGAACUGUAAGAUGCACUUUGAUGGGAAGAGGUGCAGGUUGCUGCUCAACUCUGUGCAUGAGGAUGACAGUGGCACAUACACUUGCAAACUGAGUACAGCCAAAGAGGAGCUGACCUCCUGUGCCAAGCUGAAGGUUAUUGCAUCCGUUGGGCCUCUCUUUACACGAAAGCUAGAUGUGUUGGAGGUGAUUGAGGGUCGGAACGCUCGCUUCGACUGCAAGGUCAGCGGCACGCCACCACCCAGGGUCAUCUGGAGUCACUUCGACCAUCCUCUGGUAGAGAGCGAGGAUAUCCGUAUCCUGAAGGAAGGUGGUCGACACUCUCUUGUCAUCUCUCAUGUCAGCAGCGAGGAUGAAGGUUUGUACACAGUUGUGGCCCGAAACCCACACGGCGAGGCUGAAUGUUCAGCAGAACUGUACGUGCAGGAACCCCGGCCAGCAAUCUCAUCGCAGAUGGCCAAGUUAGAGAAGAUGCCCUCCAUUCCAGAGGAGCCAGAAGUUCCAGACAGUGAGGUGGAACGUUUCACUAUGCCCGACUUUGUUAAGCCACUGUACGACCUGGAUGUGAUUGAGGGCAAAGAGGCCAUUUUGAAAUGCAAGGUGGCUGGCCUUCCAUACCCCACCAUCGCCUGGUUCCACAACGGCAAGAAGAUCGAGAGCACAGAAGACAGGAAGAUGACACAGUUCAGAGACAUUCACAGUCUGGUUAUUCGCUCUGUAUGUCAUGCUCACGGUGGCGUCUACAAGAGCGUCAUUUCCAACAAGGUGGGCAAGGCCACCUGCUACGCCCAUCUUUAUGUAACAGACGUUCUUCCUGAUCCUCCAGAUGGAGCUCCAGUAAUUGAGUCCAUCACUGGCAAAACAAUCACCCUUAGUUGGAAGAAACCCAAACGGCUGGACCCCUCCAUUGACCCCAGCACCUUGAUGUACGCCGUUCAGCAGCAGGCUCUGGGCUCCAUCCAGUGGACCAUAAUUGCCUCCAGUCUAAAGCAGACCACCUACACUGUAACCUCACUGUCCAAGGGUGUCCGCUAUGCCUUCAGGGUCCUGUCCAUCACCAGCAAAGCCUUCAGCAAGCCAUCUCCCGCCACUGACCCAGUGCAGCUCGUAGACAGAGGUCCGUAUCUUCAGGAGGCCCCAGUCAUCAUCGACAAACCAGAUGUAGUAUACAUGGUGGAGAAUCAACCAGUCAGCAUCACAGUCACUCUCAACCACGUCAAUGCAGCGGUCACCUGGAAAAGGAGAGGAGUGACCCUGUCGAACAGAGCCGGUCUGUUUGAGAUGAGCAUGCCUGAUGAUGACCAGCACACACUGAAGUUGUGUAAGGUGAAAAGCAGUGAUGUCGGUCCACUCACUUUCACCGCCAGCAACCCGUAUGGGACAGACUCCUGUCUCCUCACCCUGGAGAUGGCAGCGGCCCCAACAUUUGAAUCCAUUAUGGAGGAUUUGGAUGUGAGUGUUGGUGAGACACCCCGUUUUGCUGUAGUUUGUGAAGGAAAGCCCAUUCCAGACAUCCUCUGGUACAAGAAUGAUGUCCUCCUGUCUGAAAGCAGCCAUUUUACCUUUGUGUAUGACGAUAAUGAGUGCUCUCUGGUAGUGCUGAACACUCAGCCGGAUGACUCCGGGGUAUACACGUGCACUGCUAAAAACCUGGCCGGCUCGGUUUCCUGCAAGGCUGAGCUCACCGUUCACACUACUAAACGGGAGAAGGAUGACCCGAUGGAGGAUGAGGAGACUAUUCUGAGGAGGAUGCGAAGGCUCACCGAUUACUAUGACGUGCACAAGGAGAUUGGGAGAGGAGCCUUCUCUUAUGUGAAGCGAGUGACACACAAGGUAGGAAAGAUGGAGUAUGCAGCCAAGUUCAUCUCAGCUCGUGCCAAGAGAAAAGCCUCGGCCCUGAGGGAGAUGAACAUCUUGUCUCACCUCGACCAUGAAAGGAUCAUCUACUUCCAUGACGCAUUCGAGAAGAAGAACGCCGUCAUCAUCAUCACUGAGAUAUGUCACGAGGAGCUUCUGGAAAGGCUAACAAAGAAAUCAACAGUAUUUGAGGCUGAGAUCCGCUCCAGUGUAAGACAGAUGUUGGAGGGAAUUAGCUACCUACAUCAAAAUGACAUCCUGCAUUUGGACGUCAAGCCUGACAACAUCCUCAUGGCCGACCCCACCAGCGACCAGAUCCGUAUCUGUGAUUUUGGGAAUGCAGUGAAGUUCACACUCGAUGAAGCACAGUACUGCAAAUAUGGCACUCCAGAAUUUGUUGCACCUGAAAUUGUUAACCAGACACCAGUCUCUAAGGCAACAGACAUCUGGCCUGUUGGUGUCCUGACCUAUCUAUGUCUUACUGGAGUGUCUCCAUUUGCGGGAGAAAAUGACCGAAGCUCCGUGCUUAACAUCAGAAAUUACAACGUAGCCUUUGAAGAGAGCAUGUUUGCUGACCUCUGCCAUGAAGCAAAGGGAUUUGUCAUCAAACUGUUAGUGGCUGACAGACUGAGACCAGAUGCCAGCGAGUGUCUUCGCCAUCCUUGGUUCAAGACUCUGAACAAAGGAAAGAGCAUCAGCACCGAGUCCCUCAAAAAAUUCUUGUUAAGAAGAAAAUGGCAACGAUCUCUUAUCAGCUAUAAAUCCAAAAUGGUGAUGAGAUCAAUUCCUGAGCUGCUGGAUGAUUCCUCCAGCCACAUCUCCAUUGCUGUCCCACGGCAUCUAAAAGAGGGCUCGCCACCACCCUCAUCUUCAUCAGAUUCUGAUGAGGACAUUGAUGAGCUGCCCUUCAUACCUAUGCCUCUCAAUAUGGAGUUCUCUGGCUCCAGAAUGUCACUGACUGAGAUUCUUGGGGAUGAUGAAAUGAUGGGCAAAACCAGCAGCAACCUUGAGAAGUCUGGAUCAAGCCCUGAAAAAGCAGAGCCCAUGGAGUGUGAGUCAUCAGAGGAGGUUGGUGAUAGUGCUGCAAGAGGUCGAGCCAGGAAGAGGACAACACAAGAUGAUGAAAGAGGUUCCUCUGAUGAGGAACCAGGGGAACUAGCCAAGCGAGCAGAGCAAACAAAGAGACCGCUUUGCAGAGGCUCAAGUAUGGAGUCUGACAAGCCUGAGGGAGCUCGUCGUAGAGGUGAGCUGCGUAGAGGGAGCUCAGCAGACAGUGCCCUGCAACUCCAUAUCAAGCCAGAGGAGGGUCCAGAGGAGAGUCCAACAGAUGGUAGAAGAGUCCUUAAAAAGUCUGUGUCUAUGGAGCUGCCUCGCAGAAGCCCAAGCCCAGGAGCUGCCAAGAUGAGUCAGGAAGAUUAUGCUCUGAAACUGGAGCUGAUGAGACAGAGACUCCUCAGAGGAGGCUCUGUGGACAACAAGAUGAGUGGUCUUCGAGGCCCCCUGUUAGAGACUUUAGGCAUGGGAGAUGAGAAGCGCUUUAUGCGUGGGGCUCGUUUAGGUAACCCUCCACUAGUUCGGGCAGCAUCCACCGAAUCACCAAGAGAUGACAUCCCAAAAACCAAAGUGCUCCGCAAGAGUGCAUCCUUCAGCCAGGGUGACACUGAGCCAAUGCCCCUGCAUCGGCGGAUUGGGGCUCCUCUAGAGAUUCCUCUUGCCCAGAUAGAGGAACGGCGACUGCAAGAAGCUGUAUCUAUGUCUGUUCUUGCAGAGCAAGUCAAGCAAGAUUCCCGUCCUGUCACGCCCAAACCACUCACUCCUGAACCAAAGAGACAUGAAACAAAGGUACAGGCAGAAGAGAAGGAGCCUUCACCUGUCAGAGACAGUCAGUAUGAGGAAGUUAAACAAGCAGACAUUGACGCUGUAGAAGAACAUGAUGAUGCUAGUGUCCUAAAGAAAGAUUUGUGCAUGUUACAGGAAACUGCCAAAGAACCUGAGAAUGUUCCCCGAAGUAGGUCAGUACCUUCUGUGGUGCCCAAAGUUGUGUUAGAGGAAAGAAUUGAAGAGGAGGAAGAGGAAGUAAAAGAACCUGUAAAAGAAAGGGAACCUUCUGUUGCUAAGAUGAAAGUCAGAGAAGUUGAGGAAGAUGAGAGGGCACCAGUUAAUGCUUCAGAGAUCACCAUAUCCACUAGUUCCGUAGUGAGCCCAGCUGCAGUGUCUGCCAAUACCCCUAAGAGUGUUGUCUCAACUUAUGUGACCCCUUCUCCCCCUGCCCGCACAGUACUUCCGGAUGGCAGGACAUCUGCCUAUGCAAGUGUCAUGCAGACCAUCCUAGUCCCAUCACUGCAAACACCAAGUGAGCCAGCAGCCAUUCCCACAUCCACAAAUGUCUCAGUGCCAGCUCCUCCAUCUGUGCCUGUCUAUGCAUCCAUGUCCAGACAUAUUUCAGAGCCGUCUCUCAUAUCUGCCCCAUCAUCAUCUAAGACUGAUACUCACCAAACCACUGAACAUCCUGCGGUUUUCUCUCGUGUUGCAUCAGUAGAACAACCAGCCAAGGAGCCAAGUCCACCUAAGACUCCCACUCUUUCCCCAAAGAGAGAGCCCUCUCCUGGUAGUCACAUCCAGGACCUUGCCUCUGAAGAAGUCUUUGAGGCUCGUUUUAAAAAGCGCGAGUCUUCUCUCACCCGUGGUCUGAAACGUCUUUCUUGGCAAAAGACAGAUGAAAAGCUCUCUACAGUUGCUCCUGAAGUGACAGAGGAGAUGUAUCGUCCAGGACCAAUUGGUGCUCCUCUGGAGUUUGUACCCAGGAGGCUGGAAGAGAAGUCUAAGUCUGUACAAGAUCUCCGUGAGGCAGAGAAAGACCCAGGUUUCAUGAGGAGGUUGUCCAUGCGCCUAAGGAGGACCCCGUCAAUGGAGAGGAAAGAGGAAAAGCUCAAAGAGGAUGAAUUAACUACCCCAAGGCGUCGUUUGUCUUGGGCUUUGGGACGAAGAGGGUCCCAGGACAAAAAGGAAGUGGAGAUGAUGAGGCUGGACGGCGGUCCAGAGACACCUCCAGAGCCAGAGACCAAGAAACCAACUGAGUCCCCUGUUCUAGCAAUGCGCAGAAAAAUUGGCAGCACAGUGAGCGGUUUAUCCAUGAGGAUCAGAAGCCAUUCAGAAGAAAGGAAAGAUGAAAAGGAGGGCAAGACAGAAACCAAGAGGACUCCUUUGCUGUCCAUACUACGCCGUUCCACCUCAGAGGGAGGCAGUCUAAAGAGAAUGGGCAUCCCACAGGGCAUCCCACAGAAUCAACUAGCCAGUCAGUCGGGCACUGGGGCCUCCUCUGAAUCUUUGGAUUCUAUGUCUAGCAUCCAGUCAGAAUCAGCUGCCAGAAGUGCAGAGACUGAGCGCAGGUCACGAUGGGACAGAUGGGGCCUGACCAGAGGCAGGAGGGACAAGACUGUCUCUCAGCCAGACAUACCCACUGCUAUUGCCAGAGAAAAUGGCUCCCUCCGCUCUCGCCAGUACUCCCGUAUGGCCUCUGACUUUCCUCCAGUGUUUCAUAUCAAGCUGAGGGACCAUGUUCUCCUUGAGGGAGAUCCAGUCACUCUCAGCUGCCUGCCUGCUGGCAGUCCUCACCCACACAUCGCAUGGAUGAAAGAUAAAAAGCCACUUGAGAUUGACCCGAGGAUGAACAUGAUCUCCUGCCCUGAUGGGAGACAACUGCUGAUGAUUAUGAAGACCACCAAGAAUGACGCAGGCCUUUAUGAAUGUGUGGCCACAAACCCACUGGCCUCUGUCACCAGCUCCUGUAAACUCUCCCUUGCCCGUCUUCCAAACCGACCUGGCACUCCAGAAGUUCCUCAAAAGUAUAAGAACACAGCAUUAGUGGUGUGGCGCCCAUCCGACACCAUGGCUCCAUGUACCUACUCCCUGGAGCGGAGGACAGAGGGUGAAAGUAACUGGCUGAUCGUCGCCACUGGUGUGGCUGAUUGUUACUACAAUGUCACAGACCUCCCGACUGGCGCUACUUACAGGUUCAGAGUGGCUUGUGUGAAUAAAGCUGGCCAAGGACCAUACAGCAAUCUCUCUGAGAAAGUUACCUUGGAUGCAGCAGUACCUCAAAAGGCCACUGGAACAGUCAUCGUCAAGACUCUUCCACCAGCAUCGAGUCCUACAGUGGUGACCUCCACAAUGACCGUGCCUCCUAUGAAGCCUACUGGGAGUAAACCUACACCCACUGCUUCAGCCCCAGCACAGGCCCCUACUGCCCCUCCUGCUCCUCCUGCCCAACCUGCCCCUCUUGCCCAGCCUACCCCUGCUCCUGUCUCUACUGCGACCGCAACCCCAGCAACAGCCCCCUCGUAUUCAUCCCCCACCCACCGUGACGUCCCUGAGUUCCAGACUCCCAUCUCGUCCAGCACCUCCACUCCAGCUAAAGCCAAAACCACUCUCAAUAUCACUGUAGCCAAACCCACCCCUGCCCCGGCUGCUGCUCCAGUACAGCCUGUUCCAGCCAAACUCUCUCCUCCUGCCAUUCUCCCCAAACCACAGAGUCCUGUGAAUGUAGUUUCACCCAUGGCCCAAACCCCCCCUGUCUCCCCUCCCCCACUAGUCUCCCCUCCUCCUUCCAUUGGCAAACCCAUCUCCUCCGUGCCCAUGUAUGUUCCCGCCACCACAACAGCACGUGUGACACCAGUUACCCAAAAUACGCCCUCUCCUGCCCUUUCUCCCCCUGUAGUGCUGGUUACAAGUCUGAGUCCUCUUGGGGAGGGUGCUGCUACACCCAACAGAAUGACUCCCAGUGGGAGGGCGACCCCAUCUGGGCGUGUGACUCCUACAGGGCGCAGGACUCCCUUGGGUAAGCCAGGAGACUCUACUCUACGGCAAGGAAUACCCCAAAAACCGUAUACCUUCAUGGACGAGAAGGCCAGAGGCCGUUUUGGUGUUAUCCGUGAAUGCAGAGAAAAUGCCACAGGCAACCUCUUCAUGGCCAAAAUCGUCCCUUAUGAGCCUGAGAGCAAGCAGAACGUUCUGCAGGAGUACGAGAUCCUCAAGUCCCUGCAUCACGACAAGAUCAUGGCCCUCCAUGAGGCCUAUGUCACUCCACGCUACCUCGUGCUCAUCUCUGAGUGUUGUGCAGGCAAAGAAAUCCUCUACAGCCUGAUUGACAGGUUCCGUUACUCUGAGGAUGACGUGGUGGCCUACAUUGUGCAGGUACUGCAGGGUCUGGAUUACCUGCACAACAGAAGAAUCCUGCAUUUGGACAUCAAGCCAGACAACAUCAUAGUCACCUACAUGAAUGUAGUCAAGAUCAUUGACUUUGGCAGUGCUCAGACCUUCAAUCCACUCUUCCUAAAACAGUUUAGCCCUCCUAUAGGAACACUGGAGUACAUGUCUCCCGAGAUGUUGAAAGGAGACGUGGUGGGUCCUCCAGCUGACAUCUGGAGCGUUGGUGUUUUGACCUUCAUCAUGCUCAGUGGAAGGUUGCCUUUCACGGAGAGCGACCCAGCAGAGACCGAGGCCAGAAUCCUGGCAGCCAAGUUUGACCUCAGCAAGCUCUACCAAAACGUGUCCCAAAGUGCCUCUCUGUUCCUUAAGAAGAUCCUGUGCAGCUACCCUUGGGCCCGUCCCUCUAUCAAGGACUGCUUCAACAACUCCUGGCUACAGGAUGCAUACCUGAUGCGGCUGCGGCGGCAGACCCUCACCUUCACCACCACACGCCUCAAGGAGUUCCUGAGCCAGCAGCAGCAGAUUAGAGCCCAGGUGGCCACCAAGCACAAAGUUCUCCUGCGCUCCUACCAGAGCUCCCCCCAAACUCCCACCUCACCCACCACACCGUCUACACCUUCUACACUUUCCAUACCCUCAACACCCUCCACCCCUGUCACCCAGUGAGCUCACCUUGGCUCUGCCAGAGCAGGAACGUGACCCAAGAGUAGCGCUCCAGGGGAAGGACAGAGAGGCCCAGCCUCAGGACCACCAACUGUCACUGUGCUGACACCUGGCUGGACUUAUAAGGGGGGCCAGUUACUGUGCAGUGAGCGAACACAUCAGGCACCUGUUCAGUCAAACUUGCCCUCAUUCUGUGAAGAGUCAAACACACCCUUAGUCAGACACAAGACAAGAAAAACCAGUCUCGUUCAGAACUUACCUAUUGCAUCAAACAGGUCCUAAUGCGCUAACUUCUAUCAGCUGUGGCCAGCAUGCUCAGCGCUGUCGAGUUCAUUGUCCUGCUAGAAGCCCUACUCCGUGCACAGUCUUGCUUCUCCCCUGCACUGUCUUGCCCUGCCCACACAUCCCUUUUCAUAUUCUUCUAUCUGUGACAGUUUGACUAAGAUGUUGCAAGCUGUUUUCUGCAUUGUGUGGAGUCAGUAAAUCUCCAAAAAGCUUAUAAUUUAAGAACAUGGAGGUGUACGACAUCAUUUGCCAAAUGUCAUGUUAAUGUAAACAUUUGUGGUAUUUCCCUAUAAUGACCCUGGGGCCUUGGAAAUUGUGGAGGAAUAAAAUGUGUAUAUCCUUUUUUCUGCUAGUUUUUAUGAUUGACUCUUUUAUUACAAGUAGUUGUUAUACAGUUAUCAUGAGUAUAUAUGGAGUAUUUAGCACUCAAGCUAUUCUUACUGUAGUGCCACUUGAUGUUUUACAACCUACUUUGAGUUUUGUCUUUUACUAACUUUUACCGUUCAUGGCAAAAAAGUUGGGUCAUACUUAGCAGCCUGUGACGUCAGAGAAA